Messenger RNA from Paramuricea clavata, 1459 nucleotides. The record is from the annotation of a GenBank genome assembly. NCBI's taxonomy places the organism in Eukaryota, Metazoa, Cnidaria, Anthozoa, Malacalcyonacea, Plexauridae.
GACAAGGUACCUCACGCAGAGGACAAGGUUGCUCACGCUGAGGACAAGGUACCUCACAGUGAGGACAAGGUUCCUCACGCUGAGGACAAGGUUCCUCACGCUGAGGACAAGGUUCCUCACGCUGAGGGCAAGGAUCCUGACGGUGAGGACAAGGUUCCUGAUGGUGAGCACAAGGUUCCUGACGGUGAGGACAAGGUUCCUGACGAUGAGGACAAGGUUCCUGACGGUGAGGACAAGGUUCCUCACGCUGAGGACAAGGUUCCUCACGCUGAGGACCAGGUUCCUGACGGUGAGGACAAGGUUCCUGACGGUGAGGACAAGGUUCCUGACGCUGAGGACAAGGUUCCUGACGCUGAGGACAAGGUUCCUGACGCUGAGGACAAGGUUCCUGACGCUGAGGACAAGGUUCCUGACGCUGAGGACACGCGCGGAGGUCGUCGUACAUGCUCGCCACUCAAACUUGUAAGUUAUGAUGUAGUUUUUAACUGGUAGGUAGAGAAGUGAGAAAACUUAAAGCGUAGAUACUGUACCAUGCAUUAAACAUACUCUUAAUAAACCUAUUAUUAUUAUAAUUUUUUAUUAGAAUCUCGUUUUCCUUGAAAUUGCUUUUUUAAUACACGUGAAUCGUGAAACGGCUUUUUUUUCGUUGUGAAACGUGAUCCAUACCCCACCUUUUCCACCCUCCAUAUAACUCCUUAAUUUUUUGGCAUGUGUAGGGAAUUGUUAUAUUUUGAAAGUGGCAAAAAUUAAAUAUAAAAUGAAGGCUAAUCUUAAAGAUGUUUAGCUAAUUUUUGCCCUAUUUUAAGAGUUUUGAAAAACUAGUCAAAAUUAGCAGUAACGUACAGGCUAUAACUCCUUAAUUAAACUCUUGGUUGUUUUUUACCCUUAUGCUAUGACCGUUUUCUGGCAACUUUUUCAUAUUUCGAAACAGUGGUCAAAAUAACCAAAAGUAAAAACGAUUAACCACCUUUUCACAUUUUAAAAAUGGAGUAAAAACGGGUAACGCUUUAAUAAGCUUUUUGAAGGAAACGUUAGGUUGUUUCUCCAUUACUUUUUUCCAUUUCCGCCACUUUUUUUCAUUUUUGGUAAAUGGCUAAAAGGUAAAGCUAAUAGCUAAAACCCCUUAACUUGCAGACCGUUUUAGGCAAAUUUUUAGAUUUAGAAAAAAAACAUUAACUAAAAAGUAAAGAGUAAUUACCCCUUACUGUUUUGGCCACUUUUAACUAUUUUGAAAACCGUCAAAAAUAGCUAGUAAUUAGGGCCAACCCGUUAUAGUUUGGGCAUUUAUUUGGCAAUUUUGCUUAAUUUUAAAAAAUGUGGUCAAAAUGACCAAGAGUGAAGCUAAUCCUUCAACCUUUUGUGGUCAAAACUAGCGUUUUUCAAAGGCUAACACUUUUAUAACUUUUCUCUACAGAAAGUGAAAGUGAAUCCUCAACUGACUUUUAAAAAUCGCCAUUAA